AUGUCCCAACCAGGCGUUGCUGUGCGCCCGGCAGGCUGCACUCAGGCUGACCAGGUGCUUGUGCAUUCAAAUUGGUCGGGCAGUGCUCUCGCUCAGUCUGGUGAUCCAGGGGUUUCGGCCCUUUGGGCCAGCUUGCUGCAAGGGCUGGAGCAUAUGUGUCAUGUGCAAGUGCUUCAAGCUGUGGAGGCCCUAGAGGCGGGCCAAUAUAUUCUUGAAGAAACCUUUCCCUGGUUUGCUGCUGAGCUUGCUGUUGAAGCCGGUGAUGAUGUUCCUUGGCCCGUUGCAGCCUCGGCUAUCAGGGAUGUCAUAGCAAAUCUUAACUCCAAUGCCGACGGAAAGAAAUUGCUGUUAGUCAGCUCCAAUGUCACCAAGUGGCGCAAGUCCUUAGCAACCUUUCUUGCGGGGAUCAGGCCAGACCUCUGGCUGGUACAGGAAACACACAUUAAGGAGGAGCAAGGGGAUUUGCUGGCCACUCAUGUUGGGGCCUUUGGCUAUCAGGCCUUCAGCUUGCCAGGUCACCCCACUGGGGGAGGUGGUAACUCAGGAGGCCUUGCGAUUGUGUUUAAGAAGCACCUUGAUGUCCGCAAAAGCCACCACUUCCUUCACCAAGGUGUUGGUUUUCAGUCUGUUGUUCUGCGCAUCCGGGGUGUUGAUAUCUUCCUCGUCAAUGUUUACUUGAAGACAGGGGAGGGUUUCCGGGGCCCGACUAAUGCCAUAAUUCUUUCCAAUUUGAUUCCCUUCCUUAGGUCGCUGCAAGGUGAAUUCCUUGUUGCAGGCGACUUCAACGAAGACAUCAGUGUUCUGGUGACCACCAGUUUGGCGCAGGAAGCUCGGGGCCAAUGGGUCCAUACGGGGGCUUCCACGUGCACAGGGGGUGGUAACAUUGAUUUUGGUUUAGUUUCCAAAGGGCUGGCCUUGGGAGUUUCGGUCCGGGCUGACUGGAUCACUCCGUUUGCUCCACAUGCUGCCUUACAUUGGUGCAUUGACAGGAGGCAGUGCGAGUUGAGGUUUCCCCAGCUUGUGGGUUUCAAGCCGAUGCCCAUUAUGCCGCAACCCUUUGAGCCUCCUUUGGCAGGUUGCUCUGGCCCUCAGCCUGAUCUGGAGUCUGCCUGUGCCGGGCACUGGGGUGGCUCCAUACCUGAGCCGGCCCUCACACAUACCUUUGAGCAGCUCAGUAGCUCUGUUGAGUUAUCGGUCUAUGGCUGCACUCAAGGUCGAGGCUGCCUGCCCAAAUUUCGCCGUGACAAACUCCUGCGCCAUACCUCACCUGUGGGUGCUUGGGGGGGGGCUCAGGCCUCUUUCUGGAAGCGGGUCCUUGUUUGGCUGGAACUUUCGGUGAAGCGGAGUUGUCCUGCACCCUUUGGCCACACAUUUUGGUCGCAGCUUGAAUUGAUGUGGCACGGAUCCACAGCCGAGCUCAGUGUUUUCCAAGUCCAGCUCGAUGCUGUUCUUAAAGGUGUUACGCCUUCGGCUUUUCCAGAGUUGAUUCAGGUAUCGGAGCAACAAUUUCGUCACCAUUCCAAAUUGUGGAUGCAGAAGCAGAGCGCAAGCUACGGUAAGUGGCUAAAGCAGGCUUCGUGUAAAGGCUUGCGUGGCCUUUUUACCAGUGUUAAAGCGGAUGAAGCUGUCCAGCUGCGCCCUUUCUUGCACCAGCCUGUGCAGGAGCGCAUCUACCUUAGGUGGAGGCAGUGGUUUGAGCUUUGGUCCGCGCCGGGUGGGGUCGACCCGGCGCUCCUCAGUGAUCUCAGGCAACGUGCCCGAAUGCAGGCCAAGGAGCUUGGGCCGAUUCCCCUAGAUCAGGCGGUUGCGGCGUUCAAGCGAGUGCCCAGCAAAGCACCAGGUCUAGACGGGUGGACAUUUGAGAUGUUAAAAAAUUUGCAGCGACCGGCUGUUGCAUCCAUCAUUUCAUUUCUUCACCACUGUGAAACUGAGGCCACUUGGCCUGCCCAGAUGGUGUUUGCACUUAUAGCCCUCCUCCCAAAAAGCGAGAAGCGGGAGAGACCAAUAGCACUUUUGCACGUGCUUUACCGCACUUGGGUGCGCAUGAGGUGGAAAUUGGUCUCCGAUUGGCAAUUCCAGUACUGUAAAGCCGCGGUCUGGGAUAAGGCAAUGCCUGGGAGUCAAGUGCUGGACGUCGCUUUGGGACGCUUACUUAGAGGCGAGGCGGCUAGACAGUCCGGUCAGCACUUAGUUACAAUUUUCAUUGAUAUGGAGACUUUCUAUGAUAGAUGCCGUUUUAACGAUGUCAUUUCUUCUGGCCUUUCUUUGGGGUACCCUCCCCUGGUAUUGCACCAGGCCCUUCUUACGUACAUGGGCCCGCGUUUUCUUCAAUCUGAAGGGUCUUUGUGCCCGGCCAUUACUCCCACGAAGGGGGUCCUGGCUGGGUGCCCGGCCGCCCCUUCUAUCAGCAAACUUGUUGUGCACCCCAUUGCAGUUGCGGCCACUUCCAAGCGUGCGACAUCCAAUUUGGACGUAUGGAUAGAUGAUCUGUCCCUUGACUGUGUCGGUGCCUCGGCCAAGCAGAUUGCCUCAGACGCUGUGCUGCUGUUUCGCAGCCUGCGUACCAGCAUCGAGGCAACUGGUGCCCGUGACCACCGCGCGGCAUGUGUUGCUUGGGCCAUUGCGGCAUAUGAGCUUGCACCGGAUGGGCCGAAGCGUGCUGCCUUUGAGCUCUUUGGUCGUGUCUCCGGUGCUUUCGACUUGACGGUGGACUGCAUCCCUGAAUGGCGGCGUUUGCUGAACGAGGAUGUUGUUGAAGCUGAUACGAGCCGGUCCAUUGAGGAAUCCUUUGAGGCCAAAGAGUCCAUCCCUGCGGAGGUUGUGCAGCAAGGACACCUCCAAACAGACCCGUUUGUCGUUUCGGUGAGCUUCUCGGGCUGUUUCGAGGGUGCCGACGUGGCCAGCCUUGAGGCCUGCAUUCUAGUGCUCUCGAACAGACGGCAGCAGACGCACAAGGACUGGUGCAAGUCAGUGCGGCCGCCCAGGCAGAGUAAGGAGCGAAAGCCCGGCAAGGCGGCACUCGCUUUGCACACAGUGUGGGAGAAGUUGACUCCCGAAGCCCGACUGGCGAUCGAAGAAGCCGGGUGGAGGCCUCCAUCCGCGGCAGCGGUUGUUCCGCCUCCGGGUCUCGGCGAUUUUGAUGUUGACAUGGAUGCAUCUGAGGCCUGCGAGGCUAAGCAGAAGCUGUGGUCUGAAGCCACGGAGCAGCAGAAAGAGCUCAUGCUCAAGGCAGGCCUCAAGCCGCCGGAGCAAACUCCGGCUCCCACCUCUUAUGAAGUUGGAACCGCAGCAAAUGCAGCUUUUCGUAAGGCCACGGUUGCACUGAAAUUGCUUGGAGACAAGAAGAUUAGCUUGCAGAAGCGUAUCGACCAAGCUAAGGAGCAAUACAACGCAAGACUGACCGAGAUGAAACAGUUGCAGACCAAAAUUGAAGAGGCGCAGCAACAGGUUGCAGAUGCGGGCGAGGAGCUUACCACCAAAGUCCUGGCCCAAGAUGAAUCUUUGAACGGCGAAAUUGCGCAGUUUCUUGAGAAGUUUGGGAUUUCCUUGACUGAAGAGCAGGAAGCAAAGAUUGCCGCAGUGCGUGCCGGCACACAUGGACCCGCUGACAGCCAGGCUUUUGACCUUAAGGCCGCAGCACCCAACACGCAAGAGGUGCCCAAGAAAUCUGAGCCAGCGCAGAACGGCGUUGCUGUGCGCCCUGCAGGCUGCACUCAGGCUGACCAGGUGCUUGUGCAUUCAACUUGGUCGGGCAGUGCUCUCGCUCAGUCUGGUGAUCCAGGGGUUUCGGCCCUUUGGGCCAGCUUGCUGCAAGGGCUGGAGCAUAUGUGUCAUGUGCAAGUGCUUCAAGCUGUGGAGGCCCUAGAGGCGGGCCAAUAUAUUCUUGAAGAUACCUUUCCCUGGUUUGCUGCUGAGCUUGCUGUUGAAGCCGGUGAUGAUGUUCCUUGGCACGUUGCAGCCUCGGCUAUCAGGGAUGUCAUCGCAAAUCUUGAAUCCAAUGCCGACGGAAAGAAAUUGCUGUUAGUCAGCUCCAAUGUCACCAAGUGGCGCAAGUCCUUAGCAACCUUUCUUGCGGGGAUCAGGCCAGACCUCUGGCUGGUACAGGAAACACACAUUAAGGAGGAGCAAGGGGAUUUGCUGGCCACUCAUGUUGGGGCCUUUGGCUAUCAGGCCUUCAGCUUGCCAGGUCACCCCACUGGGGGAGGUGGUAACUCAGGAGGCCUUGCGAUUGUGUUUAAGAAGCACCUUGAUGUCCGUAAAAGCCACCACUUCCUUCACCAAGGUGUUGGUUUUCAGUCUGUUGUUCUGCGCAUCCGGGGUGUUGAUAUCUUCCUCGUCAAUGUUUACUUGAAGACAGGGGAGGGUUUCCGGGGCCCGACUAAUGCCAUAAUUCUUUCCAAUUUGAUUCCCUUCCUUAGGUCGCUGCAAGGUGAAUUUCUUGUUGCAGGCGACUUCAACGAAGACAUCAGUGUUCUGGUGACCACCAGUUUGGCGCAGGAAGCUCGGGGCCAAUGGGUCCACACGGGGGCUUCCACGUGCACAGGGGGUGGUAACAUUGAUUUUGGUUUAGUUUCCAAAGGGCUGGCCUUGGGAGUUUCGGUCCGGGCUGACUGGAUCACUCCGUUUGCUCCACAUGCUGCCUUACAUUGGUGCAUUGACAGGAGGCAGUGCGAGUUGAGGUUUCCCCAGCUUGUGGGUUUCAAGCCGAUGCCCAUUAUGCCGCAACCCUUUGAGCCUCCUUUGGCAGGUUGCUCUGGCCCUCAGCCUGAUCUGGAGUCUGCCUGUGCCGGGCACUGGGGUGGCUCCAUACCUGAGCCGGCCCUCACACAUACCUUUGAGCAGCUCAGUAGCUCUGUUGAGUUAUCGGUCUAUGGCUGCACUCAAGGUCGAGGCUGCCUGCCCAAAUUUCGCCGUGACAAACUCCUGCGCCAUACCUCACCUGUGGGUGCUUGGGGGGGGGCUCAGGCCUCUUUCUGGAAGCGGGUCCUUGUUUGGCUGGAACUUUCGGUGAAGCGGAGUUGUCCUGCACCCUUUGGCCACACAUUUUGGUCGCAGCUUGAAUUGAUGUGGCACGGAUCCACAGCCGAGCUCAGUGUUUUCCAAGUCCAGCUCGAUGCUGUUCUUAAAGGUGUUACGCCUUCGGCUUUUCCAGAGUUGAUUCAGGUAUCGGAGCAACAAUUUCGUCACCAUUCCAAAUUGUGGAUGCAGAAGCAGAGCGCAAGCUACGGUAAGUGGCUAAAGCAGGCUUCGUGUAAAGGCUUGCGUGGCCUUUUUACCAGUGUUAAAGCGGAUGAAGCUGUCCAGCUGCGCCCUUUCUUGCACCAGCCUGUGCAGGAGCGCAUCUACCUUAGGUGGAGGCAGUGGUUUGAGCUUUGGUCCGCGCCGGGUGGGGUCGACCCGGCGCUCCUCAGUGAUCUCAGGCAACGUGCCCGAAUGCAGGCCAAGGAGCUUGGGCCGAUUCCCCUAGAUCAGGCGGUUGCGGCGUUCAAGCGUGUGCCCAGCAAAGCACCAGGUCUAGACGGGUGGACAUUUGAGAUGUUAAACAAUUUGCAGCGACCGGCUGUUGCAUCCAUCAUUUCAUUUCUUCACCACUGUGAAACUGAGGCCACUUGGCCUGCCCAGAUGGUGUUUGCACUUAUAGCCCUCCUCCCAAAAAGCGAGAAGCGGGAGAGACCAAUAGCACUUUUGCACGUGCUUUACCGCACUUGGGUGCGCAUGAGGUGGAAAUUGGUCUCCGAUUGGCAAUUCCAGUACUGUAAAGCCGCGGUCUGGGAUAAGGCAAUGCCUGGGAGUCAAGUGCUUGACGUCGCUUUGGGACGCUUACUUAGAGGCGAGGCGGCUAGACAGUCCGGUCAGCACUUAGUUACAAUUUUCAUUGAUAUGGAGACUUUCUAUGAUAGAUGCCGUUUUAACGAUGUCAUUUCUUCUGGCCUUUCUUUGGGGUACCCUCCCCUGGUAUUGCACCAGGCCCUUCUUACGUACAUGGGCCCGCGUUUUCUUCAAUCUGAAGGGUCUUUGUGCCCGGCCAUUACUCCCACGAAGGGGGUCCUGGCUGGGUGCCCGGCCGCCCCUUCUAUCAGCAAACUUGUUGUGCACCCCAUUGCAGUUGCGGCCACUUCCAAGCGUGCGACAUCCAAUUUGGACGUAUGGAUAGAUGAUCUGUCCCUUGACUGUGUCGGUGCCUCGGCCAAGCAGAUUGCCUCAGACGCUGUGCUGCUGUUUCGAAGCCUGCGUACCAGCAUCGAGGCAAAUGGUGCCAAGUUGUCCUUGGAUAAGACUUCAUUUGUUGCAUCGUCCUCUAAAGCGGCUAAAUGCUUGCAGGCUGUUAGAGUUGACACA
This is a messenger RNA of Symbiodinium sp. CCMP2592, 6339 nucleotides long. The record is from the annotation of a GenBank genome assembly. Lineage: Eukaryota; Dinophyceae; Suessiales; Symbiodiniaceae.